ACCUGGGGGAGUGCUGAACGAGGCUGGAGAGACAGCCGCCCAGGAGAAAGUAGAGGAUUCCCGAAAGGUGCGCGCGGCGCCACUCUCCAGGAUCUGUGGCUUCCCUUCCCCCUCGGUCCUGCCGGGUGUAAAGCGCAGAGGAGGCAAAGGAAAGAAGGUUGACUCCUCCUGUACUUAAAACCCUGUUCCCCAAGGUGUGUGGCCGACAGUGUGAGUGCCUGCUGCAGAUUUGUGAAAAGCACCGAGGGGCCGACGUUUUUGUCUUAGGGUUCCUCAGCUUCGGCGUCCAGAGGACUUCACGGAAAUAGAGUUCGAGUCUUUUUUUUUUUUUUUUAAACAGGGAGCAGGGAUAAGCCAGGAGCUGAGCGGGGUGUGAAGGACCGAGCAUAAGUUUCUUCUCUCCAAAGCCACCUCCACGGAGGGCGCGCGGCCGCUCACCUUCCUACGUCUGCUCCUCCGGGGGGAGGAGAGGGCCCGACCCGGCGCCUCCAGGCGGAAGCGCCGUUGCCAUUGGCCCCGCGACGGAUUUUACCUGUGCGGAGCCCCGGGGCCCAGAGCUCAAAGUCCGCGGCUCGGACCAGGAGGCGGCGGCGGGCUGCGCAGGUGGGCCCACGCCCUCAGCCAGGCAAGAUGCCCCUGGGGCUGCGGGGAAAGAAGAAGCCCAAGUCCAAGGAGACCGCCCCGCUGGUGGAGGGCGAGGUGGCCGGCGCGGGCGUCGGGAGCCUCCCGGGCCCCCCAGCGCCGGCUCGCAAGCUGGUCUUCCACGCGCAGCUGGCGCACGGCAGCGCCACGGGCCGGGUGGAGAAUUUCUCCAGCAUCCGGGAGCUCUACACUAAGAUCGCCGACGUGUUUGACAUCUCGCCGUCCGAGAUCUUAUAUUGCACUUUAAAUACACCUAAAAUUAACAUGGAGAAACUCCUGGGAGGACAAUUAGGUCUUGAAGAUUUCAUAUUUGUCCAUGUAAAAGGAACAGAAAAAGAAGUGAAUGUGUAUAAAGCUGAGGAUUCACUUGGUCUCACCAUCACCGAUAAUGGUGUUGGUUAUGCUUUUAUAAAGAGAAUUAGAGAUGGUAGCAUUAUUGACGCAAUUAAAACAAUUUGUGUGGGGGAUCAUAUUGAAUCCAUAAAUGGAGAAAAUGUUGUUGGGUGGCGUCACUAUGAAGUUGCUAAGAAGUUAAAGGAAUUAAAAAAAGAGGAACUCUUUACCAUGAAGUUGAUAGAACCUAAGAAGGCAUUUGAAAUCGGACCUAGGUCAAAAGCUGGAAAGUCAUCAGUAGACAAAAUCGAAUCUGGAAAGGAGACACUUCGCCUGAGAUCAAAAGGUCCUGCCACCGUGGAAGAAAUGCCCUCUGAAGUCAAUACAAAGGCAAUUGAAAAAAUUGAUGAUCUUCUUGAAUUGUACAUGGGAAUUCGAGAUAUUGACUUAGCUACCACCAUGUUUGAGGCUGGAAAGGGCAAACACAAUCCAGAUGAGUUUGCUGUGGCGCUCGAUGAGACUCUCGGAGACUUUGCAUUCCCAGAUGAGUUUGUCUUUGACGUUUGGGGAGCCAUUGGGGACGCCAAGCAAGGAUGAGGCUGAUGACGAUGAUCCACCCCUGAAGAAAUGCACCGUGGUUCUUUUUAAAAACAACCCCAUAAGAACUUCCUUUAGAAACUUCUGUGACCUUGGUUUAGCUUUAUGUAUGAAGAAUACAUUCUUUGAAAUAUUA
This is a messenger RNA of Oryctolagus cuniculus (rabbit), 1708 nucleotides long. RefSeq names its product GIPC PDZ domain containing family member 2 (gene GIPC2). Lineage: Eukaryota; Metazoa; Chordata; Mammalia; Lagomorpha; Leporidae. The record is from RefSeq and is a predicted model, not a curated record. Gene Ontology annotation, molecular function: protein binding.